AUGGCCGAGGCCCCCCCGCGCCGCCUCGGCCUGGCCCCCCCGCCCGGGGACGCCCCCCGCGCCGAGCUGGUGGCGCUCACGGCCGUGCAGAGCGAGCGGGGCGAGGCGGGCGGGGGCGGCUCCCCGCGCCGCCUGGGCCUCCUGGGCAGCCCCCUGCCGCCGGGCGCGCCCCUCCCGGGGCCGGGCUCGGGCUCGGGCUCCGCCUGCGGCCAGCGCUCGUCGGCCGCGUACAAGCGCUACCGCCGCCUGCAGAACUGGGUCUACAACGUGCUGGAGCGACCCCGCGGCUGGGCCUUCGUCUACCACGUCUUCAUAUUUUUGCUGGUCUUCAGCUGCCUGGUGCUGUCCGUGCUGUCCACUAUUCAGGAGCACCAGGAACUUGCCAACGAGUGUCUCCUCAUCUUGGAGUUCGUGAUGAUCGUGGUGUUUGGCCUGGAGUACAUCAUCCGGGUCUGGUCCGCUGGAUGCUGCUGCCGCUACCGAGGAUGGCAGGGCCGCCUCCGCUUUGCCAGAAAACCCUUCUGUGUCAUCGACUUCAUCGUGUUCGUGGCCUCGGUGGCCGUCAUCGCCGCGGGCACGCAGGGCAACAUCUUUGCCACGUCCGCGUUGCGCAGCAUGCGCUUCCUGCAGAUCCUGCGCAUGGUGCGCAUGGACCGGCGCGGCGGCACCUGGAAGCUGCUCGGCUCGGUGGUCUACGCGCACAGCAAGGAGCUGAUCACCGCCUGGUACAUCGGGUUCCUGGUGCUCAUCUUCGCCUCCUUCCUGGUCUAUCUGGCCGAGAAGGACGCCAACUCCGACUUCUCCUCCUACGCCGACUCGCUCUGGUGGGGGACGAUUACACUGACGACCAUCGGCUAUGGUGACAAGACGCCCCACACAUGGCUGGGCAGGGUCUUGGCUGCCGGCUUCGCCUUACUAGGCAUCUCCUUCUUUGCCUUGCCUGCCGGCAUCCUUGGCUCCGGCUUUGCCCUGAAGGUGCAAGAGCAGCACCGGCAGAAGCACUUCGAGAAGCGGAGGAUGCCAGCGGCCAACCUCAUCCAGGCUGCGUGGCGCCUCUACUCCACCGACACGAGCCGGGCCUACCUGACGGCCACCUGGUACUACUAUGACAGCAUCCUCCCAUCCUUCAGAGAGCUGGCCCUCUUGUUUGAGCACGUGCAACGGGCCCGCAAUGGGGGCCUACGGCCCCUGGAGGUGCGGCGGGCGCCGGUACCCGACGGAGCGCCCUCCCGUUACCCGCCCGUUGCUACCUGCCACCGGCCGGGCAGCGCCUCCUUCUGCCCUGGGGAAAGCAGCCGGAUGGGCAUCAAAGACCGCAUCCGGAUGGGCAGCUCCCAGCGGCGGACGGGCCCCUCCAAGCAGCACCUGGCACCCCCGCCAAUGCCCGCCUCCCCGAGCAGCGAGCAGGUGGGUGAGGGCACCAGCCCCACCAAGGUGCAGAAAAGCUGGAGCUUCAACGACCGCACCCGCUUCCGGGCGUCGCUGAGACUCAAACCCCGCACCUCUGCGGAGGAGGGCCCCUCGGAGGAAGUGGCAGAGGAGAAGAGCUACCAGUGUGAGCUCACAGUGGACGACGUCAUGCCUGCUGUGAAGACAGUUAUCCGCUCCGUCAGGAUCCUGAAGUUCCUGGUGGCCAAAAGGAAAUUCAAGGAGACGCUGCGACCGUACGACGUGAAGGACGUCAUCGAGCAGUACUCGGCAGGGCACCUGGACAUGCUAGGCCGGAUCAAGAGCCUGCAGGCUCGGGUGGACCAGAUUGUGGGCCGCGGCCCCGGGGACCGGAAGACCCGGGAGAAGGGCGACAAGCCCUCCGACUCGGAGGCGGUGGAUGAAAUCAGUAUGAUGGGACGCGUGGUCAAGGUGGAGAAGCAGGUGCAGUCCAUCGAGCACAAGCUGGACCUGCUGUUGGGCUUCUAUUCGCGCUGCCUGCGCUCCGGCACCUCGGCCAGCCUGGGCGCCGUGCAAGUGCCGCUCUUCGACCCCGACAUCACCUCUGACUACCACAGCCCUGUGGACCACGAGGACAUCUCCGCCUCCGCCCAGACGCUCAGCAUCUCCCGCUCGGUCAGCACCAACAUGGACUGAGGGGCUUCUCAGGGGCCGGGCAGCGCUCGGCCAGCCCCUCAGCCCGGCGCUCGGCCCCGCCCGCUGAGGCCUCCGGCUCCUCUCUUACUUGAACUGCUCCCGCGCGGGGAGAGAGGCCACACGCAGUAUUGAACUGCCUGGGCGGGCGAGCUACCGCUGUGGGUGCCAGCGACUCGCCCCACCUCAGGAGUGCGAGAUGCCAGGCCGCAGGGAGGGCAGCAGCGGCUGACCGCGACCUCUGGGCCCGCCAGAGCCCCGCGCGGCCCGCCUGGCAGGGGCACUGACCGGAAAGUGGGAGCGGGGCGCUGAGGCCAGGGCCCUGGCCCUGACCCAGCUUCCAGCUAUGCAAGGUGAGGUGUCCGGCCGGCCUUCGGACAGAGCACGAAAGCCGUCCCGCCAAGUCCCCGCCCCACUUGAGGGUGGGCCCAAGGUGCCCCACAGGUACCCACAAGCACAGGACCCUGCCACAAGGCAGGUGGGCACCAUAUAUGCAAACUAUGUUAAAUAUGCAACUUUGGGGACCCCCAUGGGGUCCCUCUGCCCCUCCCCCAUGGGAGAUGGGCCUCCAGCAGUAGCUGGUCUCAGGCUGCUUGGCCAUGACCCCCAACCCCAUUCUUUGGCAUAUCACCCCCUCCCCACCCAGCUUAGGGCCUCUUUCUCCCUUGCCUCCCCCAAGGGCAGUGCCUGGGCCUUCCUUCCCAUCUGCAGGUGUCCCGCCCCAGCGGCUCCCUCUGCCUGCUGGAUGUCCACUCCCCUCUUUGGCCCUGCAGACACCUUUAACAGCACAAGUUUCUGUAUUCUCCCCUAAACCUCCCCCAGACGAUGCUGCUGCAAUCACACAAACAUAUCCCUUUAGUUUCCCCAGACAUGCAGAAGGUCUCUCACACUCACACUGACACAAUCACACACACUUAGAGACGUGAGCACAGAGCCAUUCAGCCUCUCCCGGGCCUCUGCAGCUGAUGCCAGUAAACUGGCCUUGCAAGGUGAUGUCCACUACAAGGAGGCCCCCACUUCAUCCAGGUGGGAGAGGGAGCUCUGAAGUGACCCCAGGUCUCUCUAGGCCCCACCCCAGAGCUUUACCCGCUCCCCUUCCUCAAGAGGAUCUACUCCUCCGUGGUCCAGGAGCCCUAACUGCUGCCUUUGCCUGCCCCCGAGAGCCCUCUUUGGCGUCCCCACAGCACAACUCACGCCUAGGCCUUUGGGCCCCGACAGCACUGGAAAGAUCCCGGGCCCUUCCCCAGGGUAGUUAUCAAGCCUGCUUCUAUCUAGGCUUGUCCCCUUUCUAGUCACUCUAACUCCCAGAGAAACUAAUAAUGCACCUAGCAACUCCCAUUUUUCAGGCACCAGCUGUGCGUCUGGCGCUCAUAUGCACUGUCUCCCCUCCUGCCAUGCCCCGCUCUUCACGUCAGUUGGCAGCCCCCAUACUGGCAUAAGCCCCCAUCCACUCCAGACUCCCAGCACCUCUUUGGUAUCCCUACCCCUUUGUCCCUCUUCUGCAAAGCCAAUGCAGGUGGCAGGGGGGUGAUGGGUAGUGGACCAAGGGGGACCAUCUCUGGGGUGCCAGCGAACAGGGGCUCAGGCCCAGCUGCCUGCAUCUUGUGACUGGGGACCUGCAUGCACCAGCGCCAGGGCUGGGGUUGGGUCUUACUCAGCCCCAUGGUGCCCAGCCUCUGCCCCAACAAGCCCUCUGCAUGUGACCAUCAUGCCCUGGACAGAGCCUGUCCUGGCUCACUUCACCCGCACUACGCUGUCCUCAGAGAGCCACCCCUCUGCCCACUCAGAGACAGAGCUGUGGAGAGGGGCAGGAGAAUGGGAUUACCCUAUGACCAAAGGAGACUUGGCAAGAAGCCUGCCCUCCUUCCACGAUCAAGGUUCCCUACCAACCCGGUUCUCGGAUAUGCAAGUACCUCACUUUGUUAACUUAUUAACUUAUUGGUUUCAUUAAAGUUUUCAGUAGGA
Equus caballus (horse) is the source of this 4047-nucleotide messenger RNA. RefSeq names its product potassium voltage-gated channel subfamily Q member 4 (gene KCNQ4). NCBI's taxonomy places the organism in Eukaryota, Metazoa, Chordata, Mammalia, Perissodactyla, Equidae. Gene Ontology annotation, molecular function: voltage-gated potassium channel activity. Gene Ontology annotation, cellular component: voltage-gated potassium channel complex; membrane. Gene Ontology annotation, biological process: potassium ion transmembrane transport. The record is from RefSeq and is a predicted model, not a curated record.